Messenger RNA from Microsporum canis CBS 113480, 1365 nucleotides. RefSeq lists its product as hypothetical. Bases 1 to 1365 code for a protein of 454 amino acids. The transcript has a single exon. Gene Ontology annotation, molecular function: metal ion binding; ATP binding. NCBI's taxonomy places the organism in Eukaryota, Fungi, Ascomycota, Eurotiomycetes, Onygenales, Arthrodermataceae. The record is from RefSeq and is a predicted model, not a curated record.
AUGACUUUCAACCCUCAGGUUGCCCUCGACUGCACUCUACACGACCUCUACUCCCUCGAUAGCGAUGGGGCGCCUCUUCCGACUCUCGUCUACGACUCUCAACCAGUGGAAGACUAUGCAGUGUUACCAACAGCCAAAUAUGUCUAUCAUUUAGGGGUGCAGCAAGGCUCAGACAAGAUGUUGACGCUGUUGACAAGGAGUCAAACCGAGCGUCGUGUAUUUCUGGCCGGAAAGAUGUCUGUCAUUGUGAUGGACUUUGCCUACUCGCAGCACAAUCGAGAUUUAGAAAACCUCCCGGAAGAUAAGGCGGAUUUAUAUAACCAUCUGUCAAAGAUGCGACAAGACCAGCAACCUACGGUAACCUUUGUCUCUCGAGCAGAUCAAAUCACUUUAUCCCCAAAGAGCCCUGUCGCGGUGGUUGUUCCUAUUGACCCGGUCUCUCAUCUGCCGCAUGUCCUGGAUCCGGAUGUGCAUUUUGAGCUCCUAUCGAAGCGAGGACUGGCAGUGUCGGGGCUGCCCACCCCACCGUCGACUGUGGUCGAUGUUCAUCUUCCACUUGACCAGUUAAAGGACACCACCAACUUGGGACAAGAAAUUGCUCGCAUGCUGAAACCUCUUGAUACUUAUCAAACACCUUUUGUCGUGAAACUACCCCAGUCUGUGGCGGCAAUGGGCACUUUCACAGUGCGUUCAGACAGUGACAGAGAACGUGUGAAAGAGAUGCUCAGUGCCUAUAUGCGUGUUAUGCUAGGACAAAUCAACGCUGCCAACUACCACCUUAACCCUUUGUCCUUGAUCUUCCAGAAUUUCGUCACGGGUACAGAGGUAGCACUAUCGUUCUUCGUCACGCAAAAAGGACGCUCUAUCUUUGUUGGUUGCUUUGACCAGGAGUUCGACAAACAGGGGCGUUGGGCUGGGGGCUCUAUCUCAUACCCAGAUCAACCCGCUUUGCAGCAAAAAUAUACAAAGGUAAUAGAGCAGACGGCUCAAUUCUUACAUAAAAAGGGUUACUAUGGGCCUGCAGGAGUCGAUAUCUUGACAGAUAGCCAAGGAGAGCAUUAUAUUGUCGACCUUAAUGUUCGUCUAACAGGUCUAUGCCACUUGGGCUUCCUCAAGGAGCAUUUUACCCAGAGAUCGCUGGAUGUAGCCUCGACCGUAACGGGAUUUUUUACCUCCUCCAGGGAAACAAUUGAAGAGGCGUUUAUCAACGAAAUGCAAGAUGGGAGCUUCAUUGUUAUAGCAUGGUCGUAUGACGACUCAAUGAAACUGAGCUGUGGAGCGAUUGGCGUUGGGGGAAAGACAGCAUCGGACAUAGAGAAAUUGGCUGCUAGAAUCCAGGCAUAUACCACUCCGGGAGGCCAUUGA